Molecule: messenger RNA, 1647 nt
Organism: Panicum virgatum (switchgrass)
Lineage: Eukaryota; Viridiplantae; Streptophyta; Magnoliopsida; Poales; Poaceae
Product: benzyl alcohol O-benzoyltransferase-like
Exons: 2
Coding region: 46-1476 (476 amino acids)
Molecular function (GO): acyltransferase activity, transferring groups other than amino-acyl groups
Source: RefSeq, a predicted model, not a curated record
CCACAAUUAUCGAUCACCUCUCCUUUCGCAUUAGUAACAGCAGGAAUGGCAUGCUCCUCGACAGCGCCCAAGUUCACGGUGCGUAGGCGACCGGCGGUGCUGGUGGCACCGGCGGCCCCAACGCCUCGUGAGCUGAAGCGGCUCUCUGUUUUCGAUGAGCAGUACAAUUUGAGGGUCCAAAUCUCCAACCUCUUUUUCUACAGGAGGAAUGAGUCCAUGGGCGGUAAGGACCCCGCGCAUGUUAUACGGGAGGCUCUCGCCAAAGCCCUUGUGCCCUACUACCCAUUCGCCGGACGGCUCCGAGAGCACAAUGGAUGGAAGCUAGUCGUCGACUGCACCGGUGAGGGCGUUUUGUUUGUCGAGGCCGACGCUGAUGUUGGCCUUGAGCACUUUGGUGAUCCUCUAGUGCCGCCCUUCCCGUGCCUCGAGGAGCUUAUCUUUGACGUCCCCGGCUCUUCCGCCAUCCUCAACUCUCCCUUCCUGCUCUUCCAGGUGACGCGACUCUCUUGUGGAGGAUUCAUCCUUGCGGUCCGAGUGAACCACACCAUGGCUGACGCACAAGGGGUGACGCAGUUCUUGGGCGCUGUGGCAGAGCUUGUGCGGGGUGCGCAGGCUCCGUCCGUGCUGCCGGUGUGGAAACGGGAGCUGCUGGAUGGGCGCAACCAGCAACAGCCGGCACUGGUGCACGACAAGUUGGACGAGGUGCUGGGCAAAGACAUCGACGCCAAGGCCAGCAGCAGUAUCAUGCUUUCGUUAGAUCACGCGGCGCUCCGGCUCCGCUCCUUCUUCUUCGGGCCCCGAGAGAUCGCAGCUAUUCGAGCCCAGCUCCCGCCGCACCUUCAGAAGCGUGCCACAAAGUUUGACACCAUCGCAGGCUGGAUUUGGAAGUUCCGAACGGUGGCGCUAGCUCCGGACACCAACGAGGUGAUGAUGCUGGGGGUGGUCGUCAACGCACGCGGCCGCAACACCGCCUCCGACGGCAUCCCCAUCGGCUACUACGGAAACGCGUUCGUGGUCCCGGUUGCCAUAUCGACGGCCCGGGAGCUCUGCACAAACCCCCUGAGCUACGCCGUUGAGCUGGUGAACAAGGCGAAAAACCAGGUGGACAUGGAGUACAUGCGGUCAGCGGCCGACCUCAUCGUAAUGCGCAGGGGGCAAAGUCCGCUCUUCCCCGCGGGCAUGUUUGCUCUGUCGGACGCAACAAGGGCCAGGUUUGACGACCUCGACUUUGGAUGGGGCAAGCCGGUGUAUGGGGGUGCGGCAGAAGCUGUCGGCGUCCCGUCCAUUCCCUGGCUGACGAGCUUCCUCUUAGCCUCCAAGAACGCCAAUGGGGAGGAUGGCAUCAUGGUACCAAUGUGCCUGCCUGGCCCUGCUAUGGAUAGGUUGGUGGAAGAGAUGAGCAAGCUGCUGCGCCUAUCAGCCGACGUGACCCUGCACCAACCUCACGUAUUCCCUGCCAAGAGGUCAGCGCUAUAAAUAAUUCACCAUGUGCUGACUAUGACCAAAAUGAAACUUCAUCGCAAAGUAGCAUGAGAAUAGAGUCCAGUCCUAUGCUAUAUAUUGUAUGUUUGCCUCAAGGGCUUCUAUUAUAUUUUUAUCAUACAUACCGCGUGUUAUCGAUAAAAUAAUGCAGUGAUCAUCAAUUAA